AUGGCCAACAAUGACGACCCUGCGCACCGCCGAAACCAAUCCGCCAACAACAUCCCGCUCCAGGACCUCAGCCAAGAGGGCAUCACAUCGCAAGAGCAGGACGGCAGGCUUAAUACCGGCGAGCACAGCAACCACCGGCGUACGUUUAGCGAGCGUAUAGCGGAGCUGCGGCACUCGCGGAGGGACAAUGCUGGGAAUGCAAGUACGCGGUAUGCGCCUCUGUCGGCGAGGUCGCCUAGUCCGCCUGGACAGCGGGCGCCGUUGUCGCCAGUUGCUUUCGUCACAUCACCGACGGGACACCAUGAGCGCAUACCGGAUGAGGAUGACGAGCAGGCGUAUUCGCCCGUGACGGACAGAGGCGCAUUCCAGGCAGCGAUAGGGUUCGCUGGACUCAGCUUCAAUGCUGGUGGAAGCAGCUCGUCGGAGGACGAAGGGGUGGAAGAGACGCCGCCGCGGCCGUCAAGAGUGAGUCAGGUUAGCAGGCCAUCGUUGCCAAGCUUGCGGACGAACAGCGAGGAUAUGGGGGAUAUGGUGUCGGUGCAGCUGGAUGAUGGGCCCGCGUUCUCGCCUGCUCCUGUGGGUGACGACGAUGAUGAUACGUUGCCUCUGACGGAUUCAGCACGACUACAGCCUUCGACGAGCAGAGACAGCGGGAGAUUGUCAGGGCAAAAUCACGACAGAAAUGGAGGAUUCAGCUUUGGCCGGAGUUCUGGGCUGAGCGCGCGAUUCGUGGGUUCACGCGGUGGCAGUCCGAGCAAUUCAAGACUAGGGGACAGUUUACAUGCGCUUGAGACGGGGGAGUCUGGACUCAGCAGGUCGCCAUCAAGUCGGAAACGAUCGUUGUCGCCUUCUUCGACAGACUCACCACUUACACGGACGGGAACAAUGCUACGCAACAUGUCGCAGCGAGUGGUCAAUGUGUCCAACGAACAGGUCGAUUCGAUUGUCUCGAGGAACAUGAGGCGAAGAUCAACGAUGCGCCGACCAUCACAAUUGGUACAGCCUCCGCCAGCCAUCAGCGAGACAGCAGUUACGGACUUUGCGCAUACCGAUGGACAAGUCUCUUCAAUACAUUCGCGAGGUUCGGAAAAGUCAGCAUCUUCAAUCAUCGAACCCGAGAUCCCACAACACCUCCCGCCUAUAGACCGGAAUCCGCUCAGAGGCAAGUCAUUAGGCUUUUUCUCGCCAGAGAGCCGCUUGCGGAAGUCGUUACUACGGCUAAUGGUCCAUCCGUUCUUCGAACCUAUCAUUCUCAUCCUGAUCGUUAUCCAAACCAUCAUCCUCGCUGUGGACUCAGCAGAGAACGUCUACACUAAUCCACGGCCCAAGAACUGGGGUGGCCACUGGACGGAUUUCGCACUGUUCGCCAUCUUUGUAAUAUACACGGUCGAGAUCGCCAUCAAGAUCGUGGUAUCGGGCUUCAUACUAAAUCCGAAAGAGUACAGCACGAUUGAUCGGAGUGUUGGGACGCGGCAAGCUCUUGUCAACAAGGCGAAUGAGCUUUUCGCGCUGCAUCGACAGCCAUCGAAGAGGGAUGUACGGGCGAAUAGGGCGGAAGUGCCGCCUUCACUGCUGCGGUCGUUCACAGCCGAGACGUUUGAGGAUGUGCCCGGCGCAUCACGGCAAGAGAUGAAGAAGCGACUUGCAAGGCGUGCCCUUCUGCGGCAUUCCUUCGGCCGGCUGGACUUCGUGGCAGUGGUGUCAUUUUGGGUCGGCUUCAUGCUUGGUGCCUUCGGCAUCGAGAAAAGCUACCACCUCUACGUCUUCCAGAUGAUGUCGUGUCUGCGCAUUGUCCGGUUGCUCAGCAUCACAUCUGGAACUUCAGUGAUCCUGCGGUCGCUGAAGCGCGCCGCACCUACGCUCCUCAACGUUUCGUUCCUGAUCGGUUUCUUCUGGCUCCUCUUCGCCAUCGUCGGCGUGCAGAGCUUCAAAGCCAGUCUUCGGCGAACUUGCACCUGGGAUGGCUCUCUCGCCUCACCGCCCUUCGACGGCAACUACACACAAGACUACAUGAAUGGUAACGGGGCCAUCCAACACUGCGGCGGCUGGCUCGCCUCGAACGGCUCCAUGAUGCCAUGGCUCAAAUCCAACGGCAAGAACGGCACAGACACGCACAAAGGUUACGUCUGCCCACUAGGCUCCUACUGCGUGCAAGGCGACAACCCAUACAACGGCACCGUGAGCUUCGACAAUAUCGCUAACAGCCUCGAGCUCGUGUUCAUCGUCAUCUCGACCAACACGUUCUCGGACAUCAUGUACAGCUUGAUGGAUACGGAUUACAUGGCUGCGGCGCUGUACUUUGCCGUAGGCAUUGUGCUCCUGACGUUUUGGCUUAUCAACUUGUUGAUUGCGGUCAUUACGAGUUCGUUCCAGGUCAUUCGAGAGGAGAGCAGGAGCAGUGCGUUCAUGGCUGCUGAGACGGAGGCAGAGGAGGAAGGGCUACACGAUGAUGAUGACUCUGACGAGGCGUCACCGGAACGGCGAGAACCUACGCUGAAGCACCUGUACCGGAAGUCAAGGUGGUUCUGGAUCGCUGUCAUCACGUUUGGCCUGAUCAUCAACUGCUUGCGGCAUGCGUCGAUGGGUCCAUUCUUAACGAAACUCAUCUCCAUGUGCGAGCUUGUCGUAACACUGAUCCUGCUCGCCGAGAUCGUCAUUCGCUUCGCAGUCGACUGGCGAGGCUUCGUCACCGGCGGCAAGAACUGGUUCGACCUACUCCUUGCCCUCGUCACGGCAGCCAUCGAGAUCCCAACCAUCAAGCACGCCUGGCAAGGACAAGUGUACGCCUGGUUGACCGUCUUCCAGAUCCUGCGUGUCUACCGCGUGGUCCUGGCCAUCCCCAUCACCCGCGAGCUCAUCAUGCUGGUCCUGAAGCACGUAUCCGGUGUGCUGAACCUCAUCCUCUUCGUCUUCCUCCUCACCUUCCUCGCCGCCAUCUUCGCCGCCCAGCUCUUCCGCGGCACCGUACCCUCCGAAGACCCCGCCGGCGCAUCCAUCUACGCCAACUUCUCCACCAUCUGGAACUCCUUCCUCGGCAUGUACCAAGUCCUCAGCUCCGAGAACUGGACCGACAUCCUCUUCACCGUCACCUCGAGCGACGUGACUUACGGCACCGCAUGGAUUGGCGCCACGUUCAUUAUCAUCUGGUUCAUCUUCGGCUUCUUCAUCACGCUGAACAUGUUCAUUGCUGUCAUUCAGGAGAACUUUGACGUGAAUGAAGAUCAGAAGCGGAUGCAGCAGGUGCGGAUGAUGUUGCUGCGGAAGGAGCUGGGGGAGAAUCAUCAGGGUACGCUGAGUUUGUCGACGAUCUUCAAGCUCGGAAGGGUGAGGAGGCAAGAUCCGCUAGAGUACAGUGCUGCGGCGGAAAACAUGCUGUUCGAGGAGGGCUUGCUGCAGGAGUUUCUUAACGCGCAGUUCUCGCAGCCUGAGAUGAAUGGAGGGGCGCAGAAACCUGGUGUCAGUCAGGCGAACACGUUUGAUCUGCUGAAUAGGAGACAGACGAUUGUGACGACGCUGUGGGGUAGGAUCAAGAAUCGUCUCAUCGACACCGAGCCCAACCCUUUCUACACCCGGCUGCAGUUCAGCAAGCAGUACGAAGAGCUGGACUUGCCGACGCUGGCCAAGGAGUUCAAAGAAGCGACCGAGCGGCGGAAGCUGACACAGCGAGAGUACUUGCGCAAGCAUCCCACGUACAACGUCUCGCUGUUCCUGUUCAAGCCGGACAACCCCGUCAGGAAAGCUUGUCAGCGGGUCGUAGGACCAGGCCGUGGCAGCGAGCGUGUGCAGGGUGUGCGGCCAAACAUCACAGUCUGGUACACCUUCUCCGCCUUCAUCUACCUCGCCAUUGUUGCCAUGGUGCUCCUGGCUUGCUACACCACACCGCUGUACCAACAGCAGUACUUCAGAGACCACCCUUACUCGCGCUACAACUGGUUCGUGUACUGCGACAUUGGCUUCGCCGCCCUCUUCACCGCAGAAGCGACUCUCAAGGUCAUUGCGGAUGGCUUCUUCUGGACACCGAAUGCCUACUUCCGGUCGUCUUGGGGCUUCAUCGAUGGCGUCGUGCUGCUCACGCUCUGGGUCAACGUUAUAACACAGCUGUACGAUCCAGGCAGUGGAUCUCGCGCCGUCGGUGCAUUCAAAGCACUCAGAGCACUCCGUCUGCUCAACGUCAGCGACAGCGCACGAGACACCUUCCACUCCGUCAUCAUCCUGGGAGGCUGGAAAGUCAUCUCCGCGGCCUUCGUCUCCAUUUCUCUGCUCAUCCCGUUCGCCAUCUACGGUCUCAACCUCUUCGCCGGGAAGAUGACGUACUGCAACGAGCAGAACGGCAGCGGCAACCCCAUCGACUCGCCGUUCAAACCAUACAAUCUGACCGACUGUGUUGGCGAGUUCUACUAUUCAGCUUACAACUGGGAAUUCCCUGCUCCACGACAAGUCCGCAAUAGCUGGUACGACUUUGACAGCUUCGGCGGGGCGCUGUUCAUGCUGUUCCAGAUCGUCUCGCAAGAGGGCUGGGUGGAUGUCAUGUGGAGCGCUCAGUCGAUCACUGGAGUCUUCACGCAGCCGGCGGACUUUGCUUCGCAGGGCAAUGCCAUCUUCUUCGUCAUCUUCAACUUGCUUGGUGCUGUGUUCGUGCUGACGCUGUUCGUGUCUGUCUUCAUGCGCAAUUAUACUGAGCAGACUGGUGUGGCGUUCUUGACGACGGAUCAGCGGAGUUGGCUUGAGUUGCGGAAGUUGUUGCGACAGGUCGCACCCAGUAAACGGCCGAACAAUCGGAAGAAGCGCGAGAGUUGGCAGGAAUGGUGUUAUCGGCGUGCUGUUACAAAGACUGGACGGUGGCAGAGGGCUGUGACUGCGGUGCUCGUGCUUCACUUGAUCCUCCUCUGCUGCGAGUACUAUCCGGAACCCUGGACGUGGGCGCGCACUAGAGACUACAUCUACCUCGCCUUCACGGCGCUGUACAUUGUCAACAUCAUCGUCCGUAUCAUCGGGCUGUCCUGGACCCGCUUCCGGAAGAGCGCUUGGGACGUCUACUCCGUCUUCUCGGUCGGCGGGACAUUCAUCACCACCGUUCUCCUCCUCUCCAACUUCAAGGAACGCUACUACUCCAACCUGCACAAACUCUUCCUGGUCUCCGUCGCACUCCUCCUGAUCCCCCGCAACAACCAACUCGACCAACUCUUCAAAACCGCCGCCGCCUCGCUAACCUCCAUCGCUAACCUCCUCGCAACCUGGUUCGUCCUCUUCCUCGUCUACGCCAUCGCCAUGACGCAAGCCUUCGGCUUGACCCGCUUCUCCUACAACGAAACCGGCAACGUCAACUUCCGCACCGUGCCCAAAGCCCUGAUCCUCUUAUUCCGCAUGUCCGUCGGCGAGGGCUGGAACAUGAUCAUGAACGACUUCGCGCGCGUGAAAACCCCUUACUGUACGACAGCGAGCGACUACUACAGCGGCGACUGCGGGAGCGAGGAGUGGGCGUACGCACUCUUCAUCUCCUGGAAUAUUCUGUCCAUGUACAUCUUCGUUAAUUUGUUCAUCUCGCUCAUCUACGAGAGCUUCUCGUACGUGUACCAGCGCAGCAGCGGGAUGUCGAUUAUCAGCAGAGAAGAAAUACGGCGGUUCAAGCAGGCGUGGGCGGAGUUCGAUCCGAAUGGGUCGGGGUAUAUCUCGAAGGAGAUCUUUCCAAGGUUCCUGGGUGAGUUAUCGGGCGUGUUCGAGAUGAGGGUGUAUGAUGGGGAUUUCUCCGUGAGGAGUCUGAUUGAGGAUUGCAAGCUGGCGCCGCGUCGGGCGUCGGCGCUGCCUUUGGAUGGGGCGGGUGGAGGGGCGUAUGAGAUUGAUUUAAAUAAGUUGAAUCGACGGUUGGAGGAGCUGCCGGUGAGGGAGAUCCAGAGGCGGAGGGCGAGAAUGCAGGAGUUCUACGAGGAGGUGCUGGUGUCUGCGGAUCCGGACAAGGGGAUCUCGUUCAAUGCGCUGCUGAUGAUUCUGGCGCAUUACAAGGUCAUUGACGACAGCAAGGCAUUACGACUUGAGGAGUUCCUACGACGAAAGGCCAGGCUGGUGCGGGUGAAGCAAGCCGUGCAACGAAGCACCGUCGUCGGCUUUUUCGAUACAGUCUACUACCGCCUGCGCUUCAAGAAGCACAUCGAGAGCCGCCACCACGCCCGCGUUACCGCCGUGCCCAACUUCGGCGUCCCAGAGAUCUUCGUGCACGAAGACAGCGACAAUGAAGACGUCACAACUGCAAAGCGCUUCGACGUGCCCUCCGUCGCCGUCACACCGGUCGACUACGAAGGCCCCUCCUCUGCCGCUUUCGGCACCGGACGCGCAGGAGCAAGCGGCUCCGACGCCAGCCACCUGCAGCAAUCCGGCGGGUCUGUGAUCCGCAACCGCAGCAACUCCAUACAGAGCUCCGCGCCCUCCUCGCCAUCAGCCUCCGAAUCGCCCUACCUCUCUACCUCCCGCCACCGGCCCACGCCAUCCUCCAGCAGCAUCCAACCCGACUGGCAUUUCGCCGCGGCCAUGGAGAGCGCGAACCCCGCCGGUCUGUCGCCGCCCGGUAGUCCCGGGAUGUUCGCGGCGGACAUCGAGUCCGGCGGAAGGAAUCGCGCGGGCAGUGCGGUGAGCCAGACGGAGAUGUUUGGGAUGUUGCAGGAUAGUGCGUGGGGGCAGAGUAUGCGGCGGAGCGUUACGCAGAAGAGGCGGGUUAGUGGGCGGAGGCCUUCUGCUUCUGGAGGCGGGUGA
Saxophila tyrrhenica is the source of this 6744-nucleotide messenger RNA. It is a transcript of the gene CCH1, whose product is annotated as calcium channel protein. Gene Ontology annotation, cellular component: voltage-gated calcium channel complex; membrane. Gene Ontology annotation, biological process: calcium ion import across plasma membrane. The coding region runs from base 1 to 6744 and encodes 2247 amino acids. NCBI's taxonomy places the organism in Eukaryota, Fungi, Ascomycota, Dothideomycetes, Mycosphaerellales, Extremaceae. The transcript has a single exon. The record is from RefSeq and is a predicted model, not a curated record. Gene Ontology annotation, molecular function: calcium ion binding; high voltage-gated calcium channel activity.